GCGCAGAAGCGGGCCAAGCUGUUGCUCGACAAGAUCGACUUGCCUGUCGAGCAGAUUGCAGGCCUCAAGAGCAAGCUCGCGGAGGCGAGCGAGCGCACCCGCGAUGGGCGGUCGCUCUUCGUCGAAGUCGCGUUCAGCUUCGCCCUCGAUAAUCUCAUGGAUCCGAAAUCGUCCAAGCCUAAGGCCUCAAUGCGCAAGGUGUUGCAGGAACAGCAUUCCGUGAUCGCAAAGAAGCGGGACGGGAUAGACGAGACCUGCGUCCACCAG
Symbiodinium pilosum is the source of this 267-nucleotide messenger RNA. Lineage: Eukaryota; Dinophyceae; Suessiales; Symbiodiniaceae. The record is from the annotation of a GenBank genome assembly.